Molecule: messenger RNA, 1758 nt
Organism: Exaiptasia diaphana
Lineage: Eukaryota; Metazoa; Cnidaria; Anthozoa; Actiniaria; Aiptasiidae
Product: D(1)-like dopamine receptor
Exons: 1
Coding region: 1-960 (319 amino acids)
Biological process (GO): G protein-coupled receptor signaling pathway
Cellular component (GO): membrane
Molecular function (GO): G protein-coupled receptor activity
Source: RefSeq, a predicted model, not a curated record
AUGGCCACUUACACUGUCACAUCGGCUGUACUGGGUGCACUGAUCACCGUUGAAAACCUAAUAGUAUGCUUCCUUGUCUAUCGUUUCCAUUACCUGAGGACAUGGACAAACGGGUUCAUUACCUCGCUGGCUGUGUCGGACAUUCUUUUUGGGGUUAUUGUCGUUCCUUUACACAUCAUCGACGCUAGUUCACCAGCAAAUGGCUACCUGAUAGCCAUGGUGUUAUUAGUGAACAUUACUAACUUAUUAUCUACAACAUUUGAUCGAUACUUGGCCGUACUCAAACCAUUUUUCUACACUAUCUUCAUGGAGAGAGGUUUUCGCCGAAUACUAGUAUCCGCGUGGGUAGUGCCAAUAGUAACCUCUAUGCUACCAAUAAUAUGGAGCGCAGAUCCAAUGACUACUAUACAUACUGUGUAUUUGCUGUGCGUGUUAGUAGUUGGUAUACUCGUACCAUACACCCUCAUCAUUAUCGCUUAUGUACGAAUCUUCAGAGAGGUUAUCAAGCAAGUAAAAAAGCUCUUGAAAUUAUGUGUCACUACAGACAGACAGACCUCGCGAACUCGACGCGAUGCAGCUAUGAAAGAGACCAAAAGAAUGGCUACUGAAGCUAAAGUGGCUAAAGUGUUCGCUGUUGUUACUGGUAUMUUUGUGGUUGGUUGGAUGCCAUUAGUUUACAUGACUGGUGUUCAAGCAGUGCAUAAGUUAGARCUUAUCCCCCCAAGCUUGCCCAUCAUAGCAUGGUAUACACUUUGCGUCAGUACUCUUGUUAAUGCGCCCAUAUAUGCAUAUUUUAAGUCGGACUUUCGACGAUCUUUGAAAACUAUCUUUAAACGAAAAAACGAACGGCGUCUAUUAGCAAUAACAACAACUGAUGAACAUAGGGAAAGGUGCAACGAAAACAGUACCAUGAUUCAAAACCUUCACGAAUACGACUGCAAACCUCAUGAAGAAUAUUAAAAAUACAAUCUUUGCCGAUAAAGUUGCAGAAAAGAGAUCUUAAAAAAGUCACGUCACACACCAUUUCUAACACUGUACUAUAAAAUGGGCUGAAAGCUGCUAAAAGCUGUUUGAGUGGUGGCAGUGUUCUUGCAAGAAGAAUAGAUUGUUUGAUUAGAGCCGCCGUCAAUGCASCAUGAAAUAUCAAAACACUGAAGCCAAAUAUAUUCAAUUGAAUAUUACAUUGAGAAUGACAAAUAAACGGAUAAAAAGCUAUCUACUUAGUUAAAAUUAGUCGACACUUUUGGCUUAUUUUGUGCUGAAAUCUUGUUGUACACUUAUCCCUGGCAUUGCAGCUUUUGAACGAGAGUCGGUAAUAACUUUUGAAUGAUUAAGUUCCAGUUAAAACAUUUUUGGACUCUUCAUCUUUUUUUUCGUUUACAUUAAAGGAAAAUGUCAAAAUACAGUCAGUAUUUUAUUAUUAAUGAAUUACACUCAGCAARGUUUCACUCUCAACAUUUUCCCGAGUUUUGCUUUAUGCAUUUUUGCCUUUUAUCAGCUAUAUUUUGAUCACACAAAAAGAUAGCUUUAUUCUUCUUUCGCUUUGAACAGAAGUGAAUCGUGCGUUUUUAGACAUAACUCCGGAUACGCGUGCUCGAUGUUCAUAACAACUUUCCAAUAUUGGAAUUUCUGUUGAAGUACAUCGAUGACUAUAACCUAGUGAUGUCAUAGGAUUUAUUUGUGUUCGCGGUAUGCUUCCCAAAUAUGUACAUCUUAAAGCCGUGUACUGUAAUAAAGUACUUAAUUAAGGAGUUUACA